CGCGCCCGCCGGCGGAUGCUCCCCCCUGCCUGGCGCUCGCUCGCUAGCUAGCCAGCCGGCAAGCCACUCCGCCACGGGAGAGGUUUAAAGCCAGCAGCGCCAGCGCGCGCGGUAAUAUUAAUUAAUUACUCUCCACCGCCUCGAGCUGCUGGUGCGCGGCGAUGGCGUCCAACGCGACGGCCAAGUGCCCGGGCCCCAUGAAGGCGGCCUCGCAGGGGGCGUUCCAGGGGGAGAGCCCGCUCGACUACGCGCUGCCGCUCGCCAUCCUGCAGAUCUGCCUCGUCGUCGUCGUCACCCGCGGCCUCGCCUACCUGCUCCACCCGCUCCGCCAGCCCCGCGUCAUCGCCGAGAUCAUCGGAGGAAUUCUGCUGGGCCCGUCGGCGCUGGGGCGCAGCCACAAGUUCUUGCACGCCGUGUUCCCACCCCAGAGCAUGACGGUGCUGGACACGCUGGCCAACCUCGGCCUGCUUUUCUUCCUGUUCCUCGUCGGCCUCGAGCUCGACAUCUCCGCCAUCCGCCGCACUGGCAAGAAGGCCCUCGCCAUCGCGCUUGCUGGCAUCUCUGCCCCGUUCGCCCUCGGCAUCGGCACAUCGUUUGCGUUCCGUGCCACCAUCGUUAAGGGCGCGCCACAGGGACCCUUCCUUGUCUUCAUGGGCGUCGCGCUCUCCAUCACCGCGUUCCCGGUUCUGGCCCGUAUCCUGGCCGAGCUGAAGCUUCUGACCACUGACCUUGGACGCAUGGCCAUGUCCGCCGCAGCCGUCAACGAUGUUGCUGCCUGGAUCCUGCUGGCACUUGCCAUUGCCCUCUCCGGUUCUGGCUCGCCGAUCAUUUCGCUCUGGGUGCUGCUCACUGCCACCGGCUUCGUCAUCGCCAUCGGCUUGUUCCUCCGCCCGGUGCUGGCCUGGAUGGCUCGCCGGUCACCCGAGGGCGAGCCGGUCAAGGAGGUUUACAUCUGCGCCACCCUCGCCAUUGUCCUGGCUGCUGGUUUCGUCACCGACACCAUCGGCAUCCAUGCUCUGUUUGGUGCCUUCAUGGUUGGCAUAGUCGUCCCCAAGGACGGGCCUUUUGCCGGCGUGCUCAUCGAGAAGGUGGAGGACCUCAUCUCAGGGCUCUUCCUACCGCUUUACUUCGUCUCCAGUGGCCUCAAGACCGAUGUGGCCACUAUCAAGGGGGCCAAGUCCUGGGGCUUGCUCGUGCUCGUCAUUGCAAACGCAUGCCUCGGCAAGAUCGGCGGCACGGUGAUCACGUCUCUGUUCGUCAAGAUCCCCGUCCGGGAGGCGGUCACCCUCGGCUUCCUGAUGAACACCAAGGGGCUCGUGGAGCUCAUCGUCCUCAACAUCGGCCGGGACCGCAAGGUGCUGAACGACGAGGCGUUCGCCAUCCUGGUGCUCAUGGCGCUGUUCACCACCUUCAUCACGACGCCCAUCGUGAUGGCCAUCUACAAGCCGGCGCGGAAGACGGUGCCGUACAAGUGCCGCACCGUGGAGUGCGCGGCCGGGGACACCGACAGCGAGCUGCGCGUGCUGGCCUGCUUCCACACCAACCGCCACAUCCCGACGCUGCUGAACCUGGUGGAGGCGUCGCGGGGCACCGGGCGGCGCCGCCUCACCAUGUACGCGAUGCACCUGGUGGAGCUCUCGGAGCGGUCGUCGGCCAUCGGCCUGGUGCAGCGCGCGCGGCGCGACGGCAUGCCCUUCUUCAACAGCAAGGAGCAGCGGACGGAGCAGAUGGUGGUGGCGUUCGAGGCGUUCCAGCAGCUGAGCUCCGUGCGGGUGCGGCCCAUGACGGCCAUCUCGGACCUCGACACCAUCCACCGCGACGUCAUCGACAGCGCCGCCGACAAGCGCGCGGCCAUCGUCAUCAUGCCGUACCACAAGGCGCUCCACCACGACGGCUCCUUCCAGUCGCUGGGCUCGGCGUACCACGCCAUCAACAAGCGCGUGCUCCGCGAGGCGCCCUGCUCCGUCGCCAUCCUCGUCGACCGCGGCCUCGGCGGCCACGCGCAGGUGUCGGCCAGGAACGUCUCCUUCUCCGUCGCCGCGCUCUUCUUCGGCGGGCCGGACGACCGCGAGGCGCUCGCCUACGCGACGCGCAUGGCCGAGCACCCGGGCGUCGCCGUCACGCUCGCGAGGUUCCAUCCGAGCCGGCCGCAGCCGGACGAGGAGGACGCGGCCGACGAGGCGGCGGUGGAGGCGUUCAAGGCCAAGGUGGGCGCCGUGAAGGACGGGUCGGUGCGGUUCGAGGAGCCGGAGGCGUACACCAGGGAGCAGGUGCUGGCGACCAUCGAGUCGCUGUCCGGCUUCAACGUGUUCGUGGUGGGGCGGAUGCCACCGACGGCGCCGCUGGUGGAGAGGCCCGACGAGCUGGGCCCCGUGGGGAGCUACCUGGUGUCCCCGGGGUUCAGGACGUCGGCGUCCGUGCUGGUCGUCAAGAGGUACGACCCGGCGACGAACCCGAAGAGCAAGCGGUUCGAUCCCAAGGCAGGGCCCCCUGCCGCGACGGAGGAGGACGCGCUGGACGAGGCGGAAAUGGGAAGAUCCGCCGUGGUGCCCGUGACGCAGUCGCCCAUGAGCGAGAUCGCGUGAGCAUGCAAGCCGCGAGACGGCGAGAGCUGAGCUGCUGGCUGCUGUGGAUGUGACUGUGCUGUGGCCUGUGUGGACCGUCGUCUCGCCGAUCUCGCUUCCGCCCGUGUGCAGGUCACAGCGGAUAGAAUGUGUAUAUAUACAUGUCGUGUGUUUACUGGUGGUACAUGCAGCUGAUGUAUGAGUAGCGAACUGUGUAGCAACUGGCCUGUAGCGAACAUUACAACUGGCAUUGUAAUGUUCGACUGGGGUGACGACGAAGGCGACGCUGCUACGCCGGGGCGCGCGACUGCAGAGCGUUUUGACCCUCUGGGGCGAACAUUCGCUCAGCGUGGGCGUUCCGGUCCCACCCGGGCUGGUCGCCGCGGGGCCUCCCCGCAGCAUCCUGGUACGUGCCGCGCGCUCGGGCCGCUGCUAUUUCGGUCUGUUCCCCUCUGGACUCUUGUUGCUGGUGCAAUGUCUGUGCUUGGCCGCACUCUCUCCCUUGCUGGUGUUCCACAGCUGGUGAUCCGCGAUCUUCCGACACCUGUCCAGCCGGCCACGCCUCCGCCACCUAUCCGCCUGGCCACGCCUUCGCCUCCUCCGUCUCAGCCCUUUCUGGAGAUUGAGGAGGCUCGUCGUUCCCCCUCGGGCGCCCCCUCCCUGGAGGACAUACUGCUCGAGGAGGAGCACGAGGUCAGCGUCAGGCGACGUCGCGCGCGUCGCAAGCGCGCUCAGGACAGUGCUGCCA
Messenger RNA from Panicum virgatum (switchgrass), 3312 nucleotides. RefSeq names its product cation/H(+) antiporter 19-like. Gene Ontology annotation, biological process: regulation of pH; proton transmembrane transport. The transcript is spliced from 2 exons. Lineage: Eukaryota; Viridiplantae; Streptophyta; Magnoliopsida; Poales; Poaceae. Gene Ontology annotation, cellular component: endomembrane system; membrane. Gene Ontology annotation, molecular function: antiporter activity. The record is from RefSeq and is a predicted model, not a curated record. Bases 162 to 2585 code for a protein of 807 amino acids.